AUGUUGUUCUACAUCACCACGUUGAAUUUGGCUCAUAUCUUGAAAGCAGAUCCUCCUGCACCUGGUGAUACAAUAGAAACAGUGGCUGCUUCUGAUGCAUGGAACCAGUCCAACUUCCUUUGCAGGAACUACAUCCUAAAUGGUUUAAGUGAUGCACUAUACAAUGUGUAUAGUCCAAUUAAGACCGCUAAGGCUUUAUGGGAGUCACUAGACAAGAAAUAUUGGACCGAAGAUGCAGGAAUGAAGAAAUUUAUUGUCGGUCGGUUUCUUGACUUCAAGAUGGUAGACUCCAAGACUGUCAUAAGUCAAGUCCAAGAACUCCAACUCAUUCUGCAUGAGAUACAUUCAGAAAAGAUGGAAUUGAGUGAGCCUUUCCAAGUGGUUGCUGUCAUUGAAAAAUUAUCACCCUCUUGGAAAGAUUUCAAAAACUACUUGAAGCAUAAGCAUAAAGAGAUGGGACUUGAGGAUUUGAUAGUCAAGCUGAGGAUCGAAUAG
Prunus armeniaca (apricot) is the source of this 495-nucleotide messenger RNA. The record is from the annotation of a GenBank genome assembly. Lineage: Eukaryota; Viridiplantae; Streptophyta; Magnoliopsida; Rosales; Rosaceae.